GCGCUGAAAUAAGGACUAAGCGUCUAGACGUCGAGACAGUCGUACUUUACCGUUCACCGCGAUCGGUGUUAUCGUUGUGUACGUAAUAAUGUGGGAGCGGUCGAUGUAGGCUACGCGCCGUUAUUCGAUAAAAAAGAGUAAAAUACAUUGUUAUCCGUGGGAUUUUGUAUCGGAUCUGCGACGCGCCAGGCCGGCGGACGCGGACAAUGAGUGCACGCGCGAAGCGAAGCGCGACGCGCGGCUGUCGGCGAUGCGCGGGCGGUCGCUUGUAAAGAGCACUCCGAAGUGCUCAUUAGCCGGUGCACCGCGAGCGCAACGCGUCUCAGUGCGAGUGUGCGAUACCGUGGCGAGUGUUGACAGGCGGGUGAUGCGGUGCUAUGCUGUCGGUGAGCAAACCGGCCUCUCUGGUGCAGCAGAAGAAGCAGCAGUGGGCGCGGGAGAGAGAGGAGAUGUCCCAACUUUAUCUACCGUGGGGUUCCGGGGAGCGAUACACGAAUCGCCUACAAAUUCGGAACCAAUUCGCGAGCUCUCUUGAGUUACACAAGCAGUCUUCUUACGAAUACCAAGAGCCGGUGCAACGACAGAGGAGCCCCAGCUUACCGCCGAUACAUCAAAUAGACGCUGCCAAACAAAUAAAAGAAGAUCGGCGAUGCAAAGACGUUUUAAAUCGUAAUAUUUCAAGUGCAAAAAGGUUUUCGUUUUACGACGAAGACGGCGAAGGGGACACUUCCGGCUACGGAAGUGAAACUGUGAAUCAUAUGAAUAAUAGAAAUCAGAAUGGGACCAGCGACCGCAAUCCUGUUGUAGCGUGGCAACAAGAUGGUAAAGAAAACAGAAAACAAAAUGUAAAUAUGCGGACAGGGGCAAUGGGAGUGGACAGCGCGUGGUCAGCACGCAGUCCUGCGCCGGAGGAGGGCCGGCCACGCUGGGGGGACCGCGGCGUAGCCACAGGCCGGCUUUGGGAGCCCACCGCGCCCACCGCAAGGCUGCCUCAGAUGCAAAAUCAAAAAAAGGGUACUCCAUCAUGGGUAGAGCGUGGAUUGAACAUGUUAGACAACACCUCAGAUGUCCUCGUCGUCGACCAGCGAAGCUCAACGAACUCUGGAUUAGAUUGUGAUAGAUCAUCUUGUAAUGGGAGCGAAGAAGGAAAAACUUUCCUCAGGGGUCAAAAUGUUCCUUUAGAACCAGAAGUUCGAGCACAAAGGGAGAACAAGCGAACAAAAGCCUUAGAAUUACAAUCUGCUAUAUUAAAUCAAUUAGAAGAUCGUGAAAAAAGACGUCAAGAAGAAAGAGAAAGACAGUUACGAGAAGAUCGCUUGGAAGAAAUACGAAUACAAAGACAACAAGAAGAAGAUAGGCGCAAAAUGGAGGAAGAAAAAAGAAAACACGAGGAAAAGCAAAUGAUGGAGCAACGCAAAUUGGACGCUCUUAAAAAAGCGCUAGAAGACGCGGAAAGGAGAGCACGAAACGAAAAGGAGAAAAAAUUUAAAUGUCACAGACAAAUUUGCAAUUCCACCGAAAUUAUAUGUGAAAAUGAGAAGACGAAACUAUGUGAAAAUGCAACAUUAGAAAACUCUCAAAGAAAUGAGCUCAUAAGUCCUACCAAAAGUAGUAGAACGUAUGAUAUUCAUUCGCCUAAAAGUCAAAAGAAAGAUUGUGGCUCUCGACAAUCAACUGCUUUCAACUCGCCUAGAGCAAUGGGCGCUGGUAAUGUUAAUUUAUUUAUUCAUAAUGUACCCCCAAUCGGUCUUACAGAUAAUCAGUUCAAUAUUGUACCAUUAGGUAUUAACGGAAAUGGGGAAAUUGUAAGUACACAACCCAAUAGCUUACAAUUAGCAGUUUUAGUCCCUCAAAACCUAAGUAAUAAUUUAUAUAGUGUAUCUGUUAAUUCCCUCAUUAACAAUAAUGAUACGUCAGAGGGAUGCAAAAUUAUAACUCCUCAAAAAUAUCGAACGCUCAGGACAAAAGAUGCAUUUACACAAACUGAGACAGAUUUAUCAGGAUAUAAAGUAGAUAAAAAUGUAGAAACGAUUGAUAUUGAGAGAAACAUAGACAAAGACUACCCUAAUAUUGAUGAAAACGCACCGCAGGACGGUGGCCGUAGCACUUUUAAGAAAGAUCGACGUUUAAGAUCGGAAGAAAGGUACAAAAAAGAUAUAGAAAAUCGUCCCAAAUGGGGUGCUAAUAAACCAGUAGCACAAUAUAAAAAACAAAGUGAAAAAGAUCCUUUCUAUAGUCAGAAGCGAAAAGUACGACAAAAGCAUCGGACACAAGCGAGACAAUAUAUGUCGCAAUCCAGCGACGACAGCCGUUCACCAAGCCCUCCUACGAGAUCUGACAAAAUAGUAGAAGGUACAUUUAAGCAGCGUAACUCCUUAAGUCAGUCUUACUGGAGAAAUAAACUUUCUAAUUCUGACAAUUCUAGAAAUAACAAUGUCGGAGGUCCGAAUGCUGAUGUACAGGAAUUCUGUUCAUUAGAUCAAAUCACUGGUGAAAGAUUAGAGCAUAAUAAAUUACCGAAAAGGCUGACACUAUCACAAAAAUUUAUAAAUGAUAAGUAUGGUGCAAGAAAGUUGUGGAUGGACGACAUCAGCGAAAGAAGUUCCAAGUAUUUAGAUGUCGAAAAUGAAACUCAACUCAAAACUAAACGAAACUCUGAUAAAUUUAAUAUGUUUAAAAGAGACAAUGUUGUCAGUAACGAAGAACAAGACAAUUUUGUAAAACUGAAAUCUUAAGACUAAUAGGUAUAAAUAACAAAACA
Molecule: messenger RNA, 2761 nt
Organism: Papilio polytes (common Mormon)
Lineage: Eukaryota; Metazoa; Arthropoda; Insecta; Lepidoptera; Papilionidae
Product: myb-like protein X
Exons: 5
Coding region: 378-2735 (785 amino acids)
Biological process (GO): cilium assembly
Cellular component (GO): microtubule; cilium
Molecular function (GO): microtubule binding
Source: RefSeq, a predicted model, not a curated record